GUCGCGCUCCGGGAGGUGGACAGCGCGGCUGCUGCUCGUCCUAGCGGAGUGGAGAGUGUCUGCCGCCGUCGCCAUGAGCCGCACGUAUAACGAUGAGCUCCAGUUCCUGGAAAAGAUCAACAAGAACUGCUGGAGGAUCAAGAAGGGCUUCGUGCCCAACAUGCAGGUUGAAGGAGUUUUCUACGUGAACGAUGCUCUGGAGAAGUUAAUGUUUGAGGAAUUAAGGAAUGCCUGUCGGGGUGGUGGUGUUGGUGGCUUCCUGCCAGCUAUGAAGCAGAUCGGCAAUGUGGCAGCCCUGCCUGGGAUUGUUCAUCGAUCCAUUGGGCUUCCCGACGUCCAUUCAGGCUAUGGGUUUGCUAUUGGGAAUAUGGCAGCCUUUGAUAUGAAUGACCCGGAAGCAGUGGUAUCCCCAGGUGGUGUCGGAUUUGACAUCAACUGUGGCGUCCGCUUGCUGAGAACCAAUUUAGAUGAAAGUGAUGUCCAGCCUGUGAAGGAGCAGCUUGCACAAGCCAUGUUUGACCACAUUCCCGUUGGGGUGGGAUCAAAAGGUGUCAUUCCAAUGAAUGCCAAAGACUUGGAGGAGGCCUUGGAGAUGGGUGUGGACUGGUCUCUAAGAGAAGGCUAUGCCUGGGCCGAAGACAAGGAGCACUGUGAGGAGUACGGAAGGAUGCUGCAAGCCGACCCCAAUAAGGUGUCUCCACGGGCCAAAAAAAGAGGCCUUCCUCAGUUGGGGACCCUGGGAGCAGGCAACCACUAUGCAGAAAUCCAGGUUGUAGAUGAGAUCUUCAAUGAGUAUGCAGCUAAGAAAAUGGGCAUCGACCAUAAGGGACAAGUGUGCGUGAUGAUCCACAGUGGGAGCAGAGGCUUGGGCCACCAAGUAGCCACAGAUGCACUGGUGGCUAUGGAAAAAGCCAUGAAGAGAGACAAGAUCAUCGUAAAUGACCGUCAGCUGGCUUGUGCACGAAUCGCUUCUGUGGAAGGUCAGGACUACCUGAAGGGAAUGGCAGCGGCUGGGAACUACGCCUGGGUCAACCGCUCCUCCAUGACUUUCUUAACCCGCCAGGCUUUUGCCAAGGUCUUCAACACAACCCCUGAUGACUUGGACCUGCAUGUGAUCUAUGAUGUGUCUCACAACAUCGCCAAGGUGGAGCAGCACGUGGUGGACGGGAAGGAGCGGACGCUGCUGGUGCACAGGAAGGGAUCCACCCGGGCUUUCCCUCCUCACCAUCCCCUCAUCGCCGUGGAUUACCAGCUCACUGGACAACCGGUGCUCAUUGGUGGCACCAUGGGAACCUGCAGUUACGUCCUUACUGGCACUGAACAGGGCAUGACUGAGACCUUUGGAACAACCUGUCAUGGAGCGGGCCGUGCAUUGUCCCGAGCUAAAUCUCGGCGUAAUCUAGAUUUCCAGGACGUCUUAGACAAACUGGCAGAUAUGGGGAUCGCAAUCCGUGUUGCCUCGCCCAAACUGGUUAUGGAAGAGGCUCCCGAGUCCUACAAGAACGUGACUGACGUGGUGAACACCUGCCAUGAUGCUGGCAUCAGCAAGAAGGCCAUCAAACUGCGGCCCAUCGCCGUUAUCAAAGGGUAGGACCUCUGCCCGCAGGACUGCUGGGCAACACUGACCCCCCUGAAGUGGAAGUGGGCCGAAACACUCUUCAGACAUCAAUUCCAGACCUGGCAGGCUCCAAAGUGUGCAGCUGUAGCUGCUCGUGUCGGCAUGGCUGAUGGGGAGGCUGCGGCCUUCAGGAGCCAGUGUUGUAAACAGUCUUCCAGAAGGGGUCCCCUUGCCCCGAUUUGGAAAGAGACAAGUAUGCUCCCUGGCCCACAGGUUUUAGUAACUUCUGGUAGGUGGAGAAGUGAAGCAGCAGCCUCAGGUCUGCAAGUCUCAUCAUCAGGAUGAACUUCCCCUCGAGUUCUGUUUACGUACCAAGAGGUGCCAUGAAGAACGUUCUAUUAAAUAAGAAGGUUUUGGAAUGUUUGCUUUCUUCCCUCACUUUGUUGGUUUGUCCAUUCAUCACCCAUCUAACACACCACGUCUGCAUCUUUUAACAGAGGGCACCCGAGGGGCGGUGAUCAGGUGGUGGGGAGCAUUGAGGAGAGGGUGUAGGUGCAGAUGCAGGACUAGGGGCUCAGCAGAGAAACUAACUUCUCGGGCCUUGCUACCUUUCUCAUUCUAAAUAUAAGGCCGGGUUUUAGCUGCAACGUGGCACCUGCUGUGGUGGCUGUCAUCAGUUAGGCCUGACCCAGUAAACUAAGUUUAGAGUAAUGUCUUGUACAGCAGCAAAAAAAAAAAAAAGCCUCACAUAAAACUGCAUGUCUUUAUGUCAUGUGAUUGAAUUAUGAAAGUGUUGCGUGGCUGGAGCUAUGGCAUUAACAGUUUCUCUGUUUUGACAGAUUGGUGUCAGGCCAGCUAGUCAGAUUUUGUGUUAGAUAUGGUGACACCUAAAGACAUUCUCAGGUCUUUGAGUUACACAUUAAUAAGGCCUUGGUUGAGUCCAAGCAGCCACUAAAAUACAAAAAUCUAAUAAAGUUGCCAUGUAUUGCUUAUAUUUCAUAGCUUAGCACAAUUUAAAUUUGUAUUUGAUUCACUUUGGGCAG
Lepus europaeus (European hare) is the source of this 2601-nucleotide messenger RNA. RefSeq names its product RNA 2',3'-cyclic phosphate and 5'-OH ligase (gene RTCB). Gene Ontology annotation, cellular component: nucleus; tRNA-splicing ligase complex. The transcript is spliced from 12 exons. The coding region runs from base 74 to 1591 and encodes 505 amino acids. Lineage: Eukaryota; Metazoa; Chordata; Mammalia; Lagomorpha; Leporidae. The record is from RefSeq and is a predicted model, not a curated record. Gene Ontology annotation, biological process: tRNA splicing, via endonucleolytic cleavage and ligation. Gene Ontology annotation, molecular function: RNA ligase (ATP) activity.